Molecule: messenger RNA, 1302 nt
Organism: Strongyloides ratti
Lineage: Eukaryota; Metazoa; Nematoda; Chromadorea; Rhabditida; Strongyloididae
Product: CRAL-TRIO domain and GOLD domain and CRAL/TRIO, N-terminal domain-containing protein
Exons: 4
Coding region: 1-1302 (433 amino acids)
Cellular component (GO): cytoplasm
Source: RefSeq, a predicted model, not a curated record
AUGCACACAUGCUCAAGUAUUAAUAAAUAUCUUCAUUCCACACACAGGAGUAAACCUUGCAUUUUACAAGGUCUUUUCAAAAUGCACGAAUUAUUUGAGAUGCCAUACUCAAAACCAGCUUCUAUACAUAUUUCUAAUCCUGAUGUAACGAGAUCACCAUCAAGUGAAGAGUUACAAAUGGUUAAAGAUAUGAGAACAGUUGUUCCAACAUUAGAUGAUGUUGAUGAUAUGUAUAUUUUAAGAUGGUUACGUUCUAAAGAUGGAAGAUUUGAUGAGACAUCAGAAGGAUUGAGGAAAAAUGUAUUAUUUAGAAAAGCAUGGCAAUUAAAUAAUAUUAAUGAAUGGGUUCCACCAGAAUGUUUAGAAAAAUAUUGUGGUUAUGGAUUUUUGGGUGAUCGUGAUGGAUAUCCUAUUUUAAUGUCAUUAUUAGGUAAUAUGGAUGUUGAUGGAAUGUUAAGAUCAGUUCAAGCAGUUGAUUAUAUUAAAUUUUCACUUGCUGCUAUUGAAAAAGGAAUUCAAUUAGCUGAUAAUAAAGCUAAAGAGGCAGGAAAAGCUUUUGGUCAAAUGAUGUUAGUUUUUGAUCUUGAUCAUAUCUCAUCAGCACAUUAUUCAUGCAAACGUUUUGCCUCUUCAUUUACAACACUCGUUUUACUAUUUCAAGAACAUUACCCAUUAGUUUUAAAGAAAGUAUUAAUUAUACGUGCUCCUGAAAUGGCACGUGUUGCCUUUAGAUCAAUGACCCCAUUUUUAUCACAAUCAAUUCUUAAUCUUAUUGACAUGCCAGGAGAAGAAUCAUGGCAAAAUGUAUUAGAAAAUUAUGUCAAUAUAGAUUCAUGGCCUAUGCAUUGGGGUGGUAAGAUGGUAGAUGAUAAUGGUGAUCCAAAAUGUCCACAAAUUGUUAGAUAUGGAUUAGGACCAAUUCCUGAUUCAUUCCAUAUUGACCCUGAUACUGCUAUGCCUGACUAUGAUCAACUUACUACUGUAUAUGCUGGCGACAAACAUCUUAUAGAUAUUUCAACAAAGAAGAAAAAUACAAAAAUUGCAUGGCAAUAUAUGACAGAAGAAGAUGAUAUCGGAUUCGCUAUUUAUUAUGAUGAAACAUCUAGUAAGAAUAAUUUAAGUGAGAUGGAUGCUGUUUAUCCUUAUAUACGUCUUGAAUGUAGUUUAGUUCCAAUAUCUGGUUCCUUUAUUUGUGAACGUCCUGGAAGAUAUAUUAUUGAAUUUGACAAUUUUUAUUCAUGGUUUAGUCCAAAACAAUUAAAAUAUACAAUAGAUAUAAUUGAUGAUGACUGUGACAAUUAA